CGAAAAGAUUCAAACGCGUUCGGAAAGUUGACAGUUUCGUCCAACUCGGAAGGCAGACGACGACUAUAAAGCAAAACAAUACGCCAUCCUGCCUGUCUCUUCCAUACUACCCCCAUCUCGCCUCGCUACCCUCAUCUGCACGACGCCGCUUGUCGUCUCCACAGCAAUACAUCACCAUCAUCCGGCUGCAUCGACGGUUUUUGUAUAUACUGGUCUGCUUUUAUAGUCCUUGUCGUUUACCAUGGCUACCGCGAACCCCUCGUCCUCGGCAGCGCCUUCACGGGUAACCCUCUCGCUGGGUCAUCUGCCUAGUAAGAAAGACAUCAAGGCCCCCUGGCCAAGAACCCCCACCCGCGUCGACCCGAACAAUCCUCCCUGGCCCGCCUACCGUGGAUAUCAUGAAUACUCUUUUGCUCAUGCUACCAUGCAGGCUCGUUUGCCGACUAUCCUUGGAAAGGCAAUCGAUGACACUAUUCGCACUCUUAACGAACAGUCCUCCGAAGAAAAGAUCAUCGACCUCGUUCAAUGCAUAGAACGCAUGGAAGCCCUCAUGGUUGACCUCAGUGGCAACAAGAAGCUUCGUCCUAUUAUAGACGAUAACGAAGCCGAUGUGGCUCUUUGGAACAAGGAGAUUGCGAAGUACUUCCAGGGCAAAGACUUCAUGAAUGCGCCUUGGCUGUUCGCUGAAGCGUAUAAAUACCGGAGGUUACGCGAAUGUUUCAGCAUCAGUAAAUUCUGGUCCGAUUAUGAUGUCUUUUAUAGACAAAAGUGUGAUACCUUUUCUCGUUCCGCAGAAGCAGUUUUCGAAUUAUCCAUGCGCUUCGCCGAACCUUUCACUCUCUCAGAGAGUCUUACGGCCGCUGAAAAGCUCGAAGCGGAGCGUCAUAUGUUCCUCGAGCUGACUCAAGUCUGCUUAUGGGGCAAUUCUACGGAUCUUUCAUUGCUCAUCAAUAUGACUGAAGAACAGAUUAAGGCGUUACAAUCGACAGGAGGUGACCAUCUUGCGGCAACCGAGAAGAACAUCCUCGGAAAUCACCUCAACGAGCUCUGGGAUGUUGUCAAGCAGUCCCGUGACAAUACAGGAGGUAGAUUUGACUUCGUCCUUGACAAUGCCGGCUUCGAGUUGUACUGUGAUUGUGUCUACGCCGACUUUUUGUUGCAAAGUGGAUUAGCCAAGCGAAUACACUUCCACGGAAAACGAUACCCCUGGUUCGUAUCAGAUGUAACACGGAAAGACUGGGACUGGCUGCUCAAUUCUAUGGUUUAUGGCCAAUUGUUCCCGAAAGCAUCUGAUGUAGAGCUGGAGUCUCUUCGAAGGCUUGGUCAGCGCUGGAAGCGAUACGAGAAAGAAGGGAAAUGGGUUUACGAACAACAUCCCUUCUGGUGCACUGGGUACACUUUCUGGGAUCUUCACUCCGAAGCUCCCGAUCUCUUCCUUCAUCUUUCGCGAUCGGAUUUAGUCGUUUUCAAGGGCGAUUUGAACCACAGGAAGUUGACGUACGACUGCGCCGCGCCUGCUAGUACACCCUUUGACGUCGCUAUCGGUUCUAUGGCAAGCGCUGCUGGAGCGCCUCGCGUGGCUAGCCUUCGAACGAUCAAAUCAGAUGUUGUGGUGGGUCUCGGUGCUGAGGGUGACGAUAUCGCUGAGAAGCUAGACAAUGACGAACCAGGCUGGAAAAUCAGUGGAAAAUAUGCUGUUGUGCUCUUGUCGGAAGGUCGUCCCGGGGAGAAAGUCCGCUUUGCUUAGUGGAAUCGGAAAGAAAUUGUACGUGAUAGAUUGCAUGUAUUGUAUACUGCUCUUCAUUAUUAGGACUCAUCACCGCGUACAUGUCAUGUACUUAGUCUUCAGGUUGUGACAUACAUGUUGGGAUUUACAUGAAACUUGUGGUAAUAGUUAGAACUUAAGUAUUCACGAAUCCUUAGUGGCACUUGCCAAGAACAUGUAUGACUUUAAGCUCAGGUAAAUAAGCAUAAAAUGAUCUACC
Guyanagaster necrorhizus is the source of this 1985-nucleotide messenger RNA. Its product is annotated as DUF89-domain-containing protein. Gene Ontology annotation, biological process: DNA damage response. The transcript is spliced from 8 exons. Gene Ontology annotation, cellular component: nucleus. Bases 242 to 1747 code for a protein of 501 amino acids. Gene Ontology annotation, molecular function: phosphatase activity. NCBI's taxonomy places the organism in Eukaryota, Fungi, Basidiomycota, Agaricomycetes, Agaricales, Physalacriaceae. The record is from RefSeq and is a predicted model, not a curated record.